This is a messenger RNA of Penicillium brevicompactum, 1074 nucleotides long. RefSeq names its product WD40 repeat domain-containing protein. The coding region runs from base 1 to 1074 and encodes 357 amino acids. The record is from RefSeq and is a predicted model, not a curated record. Gene Ontology annotation, biological process: mitotic spindle assembly checkpoint signaling. Gene Ontology annotation, cellular component: mitotic checkpoint complex; kinetochore; bub1-bub3 complex. Lineage: Eukaryota; Fungi; Ascomycota; Eurotiomycetes; Eurotiales; Aspergillaceae. Gene Ontology annotation, molecular function: ubiquitin binding. The transcript is spliced from 3 exons.
AUGACUUCUCAUCAAUUUGCCGUGGCCUCGCCACCUACGGAUGCCAUCUCGGCCCUGAAGUUCUCCCCCGACCCCAAUUCUACCCGAAUCGUUGCUUCGUCAUGGGAUAAGAAUGUCUACUUAUAUGACCUGCGUGACGAGAAUGGCGCAGUUGGUGAGGGCAAACUUCUGCAGAAGUUCGAGCACCGUGCGCCUGUUCUAGAUGUCUGCUUCGGAGAGACCGAGAACGAGGUCUACACAGCUGGGUUGGACUGGGAUGUGAGGAAGAUUGAUCUCAACACGGCCGAACAAACCGUGCUUAGCAGCCACGAAGCUGGCGUGUGCAAAGUCGUAUAUAGUCGCGAGCACAAUCUGGUUAUCUCCGCCUCAUGGGACUCGACACUCCACAUCCACCUUGCCUCACAUCUCGAUUCCCAACCGAUUAUCGUUCCCCUCCCGUCCAAGCCAUUCUCCAUCUCUAUCACUGCUACCAAGCUGGUUGUCGCCAUGGCCUCGCGCUCCUUGCAUAUCUACGACCUGAAGGCAUUGACUCUUCUCACCGCGCAAACAGACAGCUCCGUUCCCGGUGGAAACCGUGUGGAGGUGGAGCCUUGGCAGCGCCGCGAGAGCAGCUUGAAGUUCAUGACCCGUGCAGUUGCUUGCAUGCCCGAUGACAAUGGCUAUGCCUCGUCUAGCAUCGAGGGUCGUGUCGCAGUGGAGUGGUUCGACCCGUCGCCCGAAUCCCAGGCCCGCAAGUAUGCCUUCAAAUGCCAUCGUCAAACCGCGGAGGAUGGCGUUGAUGUUGUGUAUCCCGUCAAUGCAUUGGCUUUCCACCCCGUGUUUGGCACAUUUGCUUCUGGUGGUGGUGAUGGAGUUGUCGCUCUCUGGGACGGCAUCUCAAAGCGCCGUAUUCGCCAAUAUCAGAAGUACCAGACCAGCGUGUCCGCCGUUGCGUUCAGCGGAAGCGGCCAGCAUCUGGCUAUUGCAGUCAGCCCCGGAUUCGAAGAUGGCCACGAUAAUGUUCCCGAGGGCACAGUGAAGAUCUUUGUGCGGGAACUGGGCGAGACAGAGGCCAAGGGAAAGGGACCUAAAUAA